AUGGUACUCUCUAAAUUCGACCAGCAGAGUGUGCCGGAUUUGCCAUUAAAGGUCACGCUGAACACGAUGCUCUCCUUUUUAGUCACACUGGCGAAGGCGGCCUUUAUGUUUCCCGUCUCAAUAGCCAUCAGCCGGGCGCAAUGGAGCUGGCUUCUCCAGGAGAGGCCUCUCUACGACUUCCACGUCUUCGACCAGGCCAGUAGGGGAACCUGGGGCUCCCUGGUCCUGUUAUGGCGAAUCCGCUGCCGCCACUUUAUCGCACUUGGGGCGAUUCUCAUGGUCGUGAGCACCCUGACGUCUCCAGUUACGCAGCUGGCUAUCAAUUACGCCGUGCGAGACGUGGUGGCUUCAGGGGAGGCUAAUACCUUCGCUGUCCGCACCAUCAUGUCGCCACAAGACCUCGUUGGCUUGGCGACGCAAGGGUCUGUGUCAAUAACUACCUUAGGGGGCAGUGAGGGCAUGAAGGGAUAUGCAGGCCCAGGUCCUACGCUUGGAGCGUUUUGCUCGACUGGAAAUUGCACCUUCGAUAGGUACCAGUCAUUGGGCAUCUGCAUGGAGAUGGUAAACAUAUCGUCGCAACUUCACAUCCAAGAGUUCCAGGAUCCAGAGCCAUCGCAGAGGGCCUUGUUUGGUAUUCCCAACGACUUUGACAUAUUCCCGGGGGAGAAGAUAUGGAAGGCAUCCCUGCCUGGCGAUUACGACUUGAUUCACCAAGUGAUUCACAACAUGCCGUCGGACGUCGAUGACGCCGCUUACUUGGACUUGGAGUGGUCGGCAAAGUACAUGGCUGGUAUUCCCGAGAUACAGCAUCAGGCUUUGGAGGUUCUAUUCUACCUCUGUGUUCAGUCCUAUGAGACAAGUUUCCGCAAGGGCGCGGAGACGACUAGCAUGGUCGGCUCGCUAGUCAAGCCGCUUGAGCAAGAAACCCAUUUCUUCCUGGAUAUGAAUUGCACAUCUCAGUUGCAUAACAAAACACAGAGUUGCGAGAGUACCAAGUCUCGAUGGAACGACACGAUUCGACUUGAGAGUCCAGUCAAGGCCCUCAGAGGGCUUAAUUCAUCAGAAGGAGGUUUCAGCGCUAAUUAUCGCUCUAUGGAAGACAUGGCGCAGGAGAUGAAACGGGGCCUUACAGGCGCCGCCGAGCUCCUGUACCAUCCUCGCUACUUUCCAGACCCAGGUAUAGGGGGCAGGGGAGGUGAUUUCGUAGAAAACAACCUCGCAAGUGUCCUCUUUGACCCCAUCACCAUGAUGAACCAAACCCGCCGCAAUACUUUCCUGCAAAAUCUUUAUAUGAACUUUGCUACCACUUUGUCGUCGACACUGCGAGCUGCUACGCCUAGAAGGUUCACGAAAAACGCCUACAAUGUUACUGGUGAAGCCUGGAAGGAAGAAUCCUACGUUUACAUUACUUGGGGAUGGAUCUCGUUCCUCGCCAUUGAGCUUAUAACUGCGGCUGGCUUCCUAACUCUUUUAAUUGUUACCGAAGGCCGCCUUACUAGUAGCCAGGUAUCAAGUCCAGAGGACCGUCUUGUAUUCCAGGAUAUCAAAGACUCAUCCUUGGCAAUGCUUGUUGCUCUUAACAAGGAGUGUCAUGCUGCAGCGGGCGGUGGGCUUCAACCUAUGGAUGAGCUGAAAAAGACCGCAAGAAGUCUGCGGGUGAAGCUCAAGGGAAAUCAAGUUGUACCCCAAGAUGGUACCGCUGAAACGCAAUCUAGGGGUGAUGAGCAGUCAGAGCCGAGUCUAAAAGGAUGA
Metarhizium brunneum ARSEF 3297 is the source of this 1752-nucleotide messenger RNA. RefSeq lists its product as uncharacterized. NCBI's taxonomy places the organism in Eukaryota, Fungi, Ascomycota, Sordariomycetes, Hypocreales, Clavicipitaceae. The record is from RefSeq and is a predicted model, not a curated record.